Molecule: messenger RNA, 1652 nt
Organism: Dipodomys ordii (Ord's kangaroo rat)
Lineage: Eukaryota; Metazoa; Chordata; Mammalia; Rodentia; Heteromyidae
Gene: Rbms2
Product: RNA binding motif, single stranded interacting protein 2
Exons: 13
Coding region: 66-1136 (356 amino acids)
Cellular component (GO): nucleus; cytosol; ribonucleoprotein complex
Molecular function (GO): poly(A) binding; mRNA 3'-UTR binding; poly(U) RNA binding
Source: RefSeq, a predicted model, not a curated record
UCCCUCUCUCCCUCUCUCCCUCCCUCCCUCUCUCUCUCACAUCUCCCCCAACAGUAAGGAGAAAAAUGCUGCUAUCAGUGACUUCCAGGCCUGGGAUUUCAACUUUUGGCUAUAACAAGAACAACAAGAAGCCAUAUGUGUCAUUGGCUCAGCAGAUGGCACCUCCGAGUCCGAGCAACAGCACUCCUAACAGCAGCAGCGGGAAUAACGGGAACGAGCAGCUGAGCAAAACCAACCUGUACAUCCGGGGACUGCAGCCAGGCACUACGGAUCAGGACCUUGUUCGAUUGUGUCAGCCAUAUGGCAAGAUUGUGUCCACGAAGGCCAUCCUGGACAAGACCACAAACAAGUGCAAAGGCUAUGGCUUUGUGGAUUUUGACAGCCCUUCAGCAGCACAAAAGGCUGUAACCGCCCUGAAAGCCAGCGGUGUACAGGCCCAGAUGGCAAAGGUAAGGAUGGAGUCCACAGAGAAGUGUGAAGCCAUCAUCACCCACUUUAAUGGAAAAUAUAUUAAGACACCCCCUGGAGUGCCAGCACCAUCUGAUCCCUUGCUUUGCAAAUUUGCUGAUGGUGGACCAAAGAAACGACAGAACCAAGGAAAAUUUGUGCAAAAUGGACGGGCCUGGCCAAGGAAUGGAGACAUGGGAGGUAUGGCCUUGACCUAUGACCCAACCACAGCGCUUCAGAAUGGAUUUUACCCAGCACCGUAUAACAUCACUCCCAGCAGGAUGCUGGCUCAGCCUGCGCUCUCUCCUUAUCUGCCGUCUCCCGUGUCUUCCUAUCAGAGAAUGACACAGACAUCGCCUCUACAAGUACCUAACCCAUCCUGGAUGCACCACCAGUCAUACCUCAUGCAGCCUUCAGGCUCAGUUCUAACACCAGGGAUGGAUCAUCCCAUUUCUCUCCAGCCUGCCUCCAUGAUGGGACCCCUUACCCAGCAACUGGGCCACCUCUCGCUCAGCAGCACAGGCACGUACAUGCCAACAGCUGCCACUAUGCAAGGAGCUUACAUCUCCCAGUACCCACCUGUGCCUUCUUCUAACGUUUCAGUUGAGGAGAACAGUGGCCAGCAAAAUCAAGUGGCAGUGGAGACACCCUCAGACCAUGGGGUUUACUCUUUCCAGUUCAGCAAGUAACGACAGACCUGGGCCAAGAGAAGAAACCUUGACACUCCUGCCCUGUGCUGUUUCUUCAUUGCUGACGGAGGCUGGGCACCUGUCACUUUUUCUAUGUGCUACACUCAAGGAGAUCAAAGAAACCUUUUUCUUUUGCAAAGAAAGUUUUUUGCUUUGUUUUUCUUGCAAUGUACUUUUCUCCUACCCCAAAGAGACAUGGCGGCUGGAGCUUCUCAUCUGCAUGAAGAACUUUUUUUUUUUUUAAUUAUUCAUUGGCGUGAUUUGAGAAGGCUUUUAAAAUGAUUGGAAUUAUCUCUUUAAACCAAAACAAAAAACAGAAAGACAUGGUGCUAGAAGGCUGACAAAGGAGCCUGCUUGCUGCGUUUGGUUAUGGACUUUUUUUUUGAUAUGUGUGUAUGUGUUUAAGAAAUAUGCAGACUUUGUUUUGUAAAACUCUCAGCUCACAUCAGUCUCCUUUUUACACAUUUUUUUUUGGUUUGCUUUCUCUCAUCCAAGUUGUUCUGUUUUUCUUUUCCA